GUUUUACAUUUCUCUUCUCACAUUUUUCCAAGGAGAUAUGCCAAUGUGCAUACUGUAAAUAAUUAUACUGAGUGGAAAAGGGACAAAAAUUCCGGGUCGUUUCGAAAAUAAUGACAAAACACAACAGAAUGAAUUUCAAGGAACGCGAUUUCAGGAGCUUCCGGUUGCAGCCGGCUGCGCGGCUGCUCUGCGAGCCUGUGACGUCACACAGCCCGCAGGCCAGGGCAGCUGUCCUGCGCGACAGCUAGAGCGCAGCCGGGGUGCCUCCUGAUAGAUCUGUGCGUGAUGGAGAGACAGACGGGGUACCGCGGGGGUUCAGUUCAGUCGUCUCCUUAACCCCGAGGUUUAAUGGUCGGCGAUGGCGGAUUUGCAAGGCAGGCUCCGGGUUUAAAACCGAAGAAUCUUCCCCCCUCCCCCCGCGAUAACCGAGUGAGGAAUCUUAUCUGUUCUGAUUCCAGCGGGCUCGCUGCCGGACUGUCGGCUCUGGGCUUGGCGUGGCCGUGGAUCUUGCGUGGUUGUUGUUGCUGAUGGUUUGACAGGCGAAUGCUGUGACGUCGGUAGAGCUCCCCUCGGGGCUCCGCCGCGAUUUUCUAUUGAUGAAGAAAAUGCAGCUCAGACAAGACAGUGGAUUUCGUGUGCUGAAAUCCACUGUGGAAAAGGAACGGUGCAGCACAGUGUGCGUGUUGAACAAUGGAGGCUCUGAUCCCCUUCAUCAACCGGCUGCAGGAAGUCUUCCUCACGGUCGGCGCAGAAGUCAUCCAGCUCCCACAGAUCGUAGUGGUGGGGUCACAGAGCAGUGGCAAGAGCUCCGUGCUGGAAAGCAUAGUGGGGCGGGACUUCCUGCCCCGGGGGUCAGGGAUCGUGACCCGGAGACCUUUGGUGUUGCAGCUGGUGAAUGUCGCGCCGCCUGAGGAACGCAGACGGACCGGAAAUGGAGACAAGACAAAGUCAGACUCAAAGACCAGCUACCCAGGCAUCAAGGCUGAAGAGUGGGGAACAUUCCUUCACUGUAAAAACAAGAUUUUUACAGAUUUUGUGGAAAUUCGCCAGGAGAUUCAAAGUGAAACUGACCGCAGUACUGGAGCUAACAAGGGUAUCAGUCCUGAGCCCAUUCACUUGAAGAUUUUCUCUCCUCACGUUCUCAACCUCACGCUGGUCGACCUGCCGGGAAUCACCAAGGUGCCCGUGGGGGACCAGCCAGAUGACAUCGAGCAGCAGGUGCGGGAGAUGAUCCUGAGCUACAUCUCCAACCCCAACUCGCUGAUCCUGUCCGUCACGGCCGCCAACACUGACCUCGCCACCUCCGAGGCCCUCAAACUGGCGCGAGAGGUCGACCCCGAGGGACGUCGGACACUGGCUGUGGUCACCAAGCUGGACCUUAUGGACGCUGGCACAGACGCCAUGGAUGUGCUGAUGGGAAGAGUCAUCCCUGUCAAACUGGGCAUCAUAGGGGUCGUCAACAGGAGUCAGCACGACAUCAACACCCAGAAGAGCCUGGCUCAGGCCCUCCAGGACGAGCAGGACUUCCUCAAGCGGCACUACCCCUCCCUGGCCUCCCGCAGCGGCGCGCGGUACCUGGCCCGCACGCUCAACCGCCUGCUCAUGCACCACAUCCGCGACUGCCUGCCCGAGCUGAAGACGCGUGUGACGGUGCUGAGUGCGCAGUACCAGGGGCUGCUGAGCAGCUACGGCCAGCCCGUCGAAGACCACAGCGCCACCCUGCUGCAGAUCGUCACCAAGUUCGCCAGCGAGUACUGCAACACCAUCGAGGGCACGGCGCGGCACAUCACCACCUCUGAGCUCUGUGGAGGAGCCAGGAUCUGCUACAUUUUCCAUGAGACGUUUGGCCGAACGCUCAAGUCCAUCGACCCGCUGAGCGGCCUGACCACUCUGGACAUCCUGACCGCCAUCCGCAAUGCCACGGGCCCGCGGCCGGCGCUCUUCGUGCCCGAGGUGUCCUUCGAGCUGCUGGUGAAGAGGCAGAUCAAGCGGCUGGAGGAGCCCAGCCUGCGCUGCGUGGAGCUGGUGCACGAGGAGCUGCAGAAGAUGAUCCAGCACUGCUCCUCCUACAGCACCCAGGAGCUGCUGCGCUUCCCCAAGCUGCACGACUCCAUAGCGGAGGUGGUGACCAAGCUGCUGAGGAAGAGGCUGCCGAUCACCAACGAGAUGGUGCAUCAUCUGGUGGCAAUUGAACUGGCCUACAUUAACACCAAGCACCCCGACUUCAUGGAUGCUGCCCAAGUCUCUGCCGCUGUCAACAGUGCUCAGGCGGAGGCGGUGCAGGACAGCGGCCGGCGCUGGAAGAGCGACAGGGCUGCCGAGGAGAAGGCAAGCGAGGAGAAGACGGCCUUCAGCAGUCCCUCCCGGGGCCCGGCGGUCAACCUCCUGGACGCGCCAGUGCCGGUGUCUCGGAGGCUGACCCCGCGGGAGCAGCUUGAUUGCGAGGUCAUCCAGCAGCUCAUCAAGUCCUACUUCCUCAUCGUGCGCAAGAGGAUUCAGGACAGCGUGCCGAAGACAGUGAUGCACUUCCUGGUGAACUUUGUGAAGGAGCACCUGCAGAGCGAGCUGGUGGGGCGGCUGUACCGAUCCCCCCUGCUGCAGGAGCUGCUGACGGAGUCCGCUGACACAGCCCAGCAGAGGAAAGAGGCUGCCAGCAUGCUGGAGGCGCUGCAGAAAGCCAGUAACAUUAUCUCAGAGACCAGAGAAACCCAGCUGUGGUAGAGUCAAGGAGCACACCUGUGGACCAGCCAGACCCCCACUGUCUCUGUGUGUGGUUGUUCUGCCAGCCUGUCGCUGUCUGUCAUGUUGGUCAUGUUGUGUGUGAGCCGGUGGAUAUGUGUGAGUGAUCUUUCCCUUGCUCAGACCAGCAGACCUGUCCUACCUAGUCUCUCCCCUUUCAGAGGUGCUCUAUCCAGCAAAGGUCAGGCUAGUUCUUGUCCUGUGACAGACUGAUACCCCUUCUCAUGUACGGUCUUUCCCAGUGUCAGCCUGAUGCCUUGAGUCUGUCUGAAUAUAUGGAAGGUUGUAAAUUAGAAAAGACACUCAGCCCUUCUGGGGUGCCUGGUUGCUUGUGGCUUUAGGAAUUGAUUGAAGAGGCUUAGCAAUCCAUUUCUUGAGGAGUCCCGAGGAGUCAGCUUCUGGUACUUGGAUGGUCAGUUUGUUCCAGACAUCUACCACUUUCUGCUAAGCACUGCCUCUCAUUCUCAGUUCUUAAGGCAUCUGCACUUUAACUCCUUGGGUCCUGGGGCUCCUUCGGUAAAAGAUCAGCACUUGUGGGAGUGCUGAUUUUGUUUUGCAAUUCAUCCUUCAUUUCACAGGAGUCCUUGGAAUUGAUGACUGAAUCACAGCCUUGCUGCGAUCUCUUAUUUUCAGGACCUUUCAUGCCAUGUCCUGUCAAAGCCUGUCUUUAGAGCUGGAAUCAAUAUGGCUGCUCUUCUGUGAACUCUUUCUUAAGCAGCAGUAUCUUUUUAAUCGCAUGGUGAUCAAAACCGAUCACAGUAGGUCUUACUGUGCAUCGAACAUUUUUUUUAUGUUGUACUCCUUUAGUGUGUAUUUGGAGGAGCCAGUAUAAGCAACUCUUGUAGUAUGUAUAUUUGAUCAUGUUGGGGAGCCAGUAUAAGCAUGGAGAAAAACCCUGUUUGUGAUAUUGGUCAGCCUGUAGGCUCUGCUGAGAUCCAAGCCCGCAGGGCUACCUUGUGUUUUAUUGUCAUUGAAGGGUAAAAGCUCAUCCUCUUCCUUUGCUGUCUCACGAUCAGCUGUGCGGACUGCAUGAGUCACACGGCCGUAUGGAGCAGAUCUCCUGGCUCACGGAGAGUGUGACGUGCCAGUUCCUCCACACUGUGUCCAGGAGUGCGGAAGAGAGUGAGGACAGCAAAUCUAUCUUGCGUGCGUUUGUCAUAUUAGGAUGAAUAUUGCGGUUCGAGUUUCACCGUUUCCCUUCAUAAGCGCAUAAGAAACAUUAGAAACAAGAGGAAGUUGGUCAGCACAUUGGAGCUGAGGAUCACAUCCUGCCAUUCCUUGAAUGAAGCCAGGGUCUCGGCUUCAACAUCACAGCUGCUUGUUCCAGACCUCCGCAUCUCUUUGUGUAAAGGGCCACCUCCUGUUUGCGAUUUUAAGUGCACUUCCAAUGUAUACACAGAGUUCUGUGUAUGGAAACAUUCUGUGCUGUGAAGUGCCCUGACAGUUCUCCUUCACUUUACUUCUGAAACAGAUUAGCCUCAGAAACUAAACAUUCUGAGGUCACCCCAUAAUGCAUAGCCCUUCAGACAAGAGCACAGUCAUGUGUCGGUGUCCUCAUUUGUGGUUCUGUGUGUGGGGGAAUGUGAAUGUUGAAUGAAAUUAAGUUAACUGCUUGAAGGUGCUUGUCUACUGUGAUUCUACUUGGUGUAGAAUAAAAGUCUUGUGAUACACUU
Molecule: messenger RNA, 4412 nt
Organism: Lepisosteus oculatus (spotted gar)
Lineage: Eukaryota; Metazoa; Chordata; Actinopteri; Semionotiformes; Lepisosteidae
Product: dynamin-1-like protein
Biological process (GO): mitochondrial fission
Cellular component (GO): cytoplasm; membrane; mitochondrion
Molecular function (GO): microtubule binding; GTP binding; GTPase activity
Source: RefSeq, a predicted model, not a curated record